AUGAUAUCCGUCCCGCCACUGCUCGCAGGAUACCUCCACGCGCCGUGCUACCCGCUCCUCUGCGCCGCGCUCGCCGGCGCGCAAGUAACCCUCACGCAAGAGCUCGUCGACGAGGCGUGCGACCUCGCAGCCUUUGUCGCCUCUGGCGCUGGGAACAGCCGGCACGUGGCCACCGCCGAGCGGCUGCGAUACACUGUCCUCCUGGAACGAGAGCGCGAGACGGCGCGCGUGCAGGCCGACGCCGGUGCGCGGCUAGCGGGCCAGAUGGCCGCGUUGGGCGGCGAGCUGCGCGCCGUCGUCUCUGAGUUGGGGCAAGUGCGCGCCAACCUCGCCGCGAUGGAGGCCGAGCUGCGCGUCCUCCGCGCCGGUGGUGAGAUCCCAGGAACCAGCUUGGGCCUGGAGGCGUACGGCUCUGACGAUGGGGAUGAGGGCGAAGAACACGACGCGGUGGACGACGGCACAGGCCUAGACGAUCAACGGGGCACCGGGGCACACACCGACGCCGGCGACGACGAGCCAGACCUCAUCGCCUUCUCCCCAGUGCCGUCUGUCGCCGCUGACCUACCCGGCGUCGCGGGAGACGACGUUCCCAACCCCGUCCCAGCGCAGCAGUCGCUCGUGAUUACAAAACCGGCCGCAUACCUGGCCCUCGAUGCGCAUUAUAACCCCUCGUCGCCUCCCAUACCACCGCAGCCACCGCUACGGAAGCGCCCCGACGACCUCGACGCGAUCGUGCGCGCCAUCGUCCUCCUCGUCUAUGCGGUCGGCGUCGUCGUGCUGUCGUCCAACAAGGACGUCUAA
Molecule: messenger RNA, 801 nt
Organism: Vanrija pseudolonga
Lineage: Eukaryota; Fungi; Basidiomycota; Tremellomycetes; Trichosporonales; Trichosporonaceae
Exons: 5
Coding region: 1-801 (266 amino acids)
Source: RefSeq, a predicted model, not a curated record